CCCUCCCUUCCCUCCCUCCCCGCGGAUCGAAGAUGGCGGCUGUUGACUUGAACUUCUUCCCGGGGACACGAAUCUGGCUCACGCAGAGACAUGAAGACUUUUGACAAUCGGGCUUUUUCUCUUCACGCAAUUCUUGUACUGUUUUUUCCAGCUACAACAUCCAACAGGAGAAUUAAAAUUUGAAAACAAAGAAACAUUUGUUCAGAGAAUCGAGUCCAGAAACAUCGAUAGACUAAUUAAGAGCUGGUUUCUAGUAUGACAGUAUUGGUUCUGGAGGUUUACUUACUGUCUCUCCUUUCUCACGGAACCACGGAAUGAUCACCGAACAGAAGGAGGCCAUUUUAUACAUCGUAAGAGCAACUCAACUAAUCAAAGGGAGGAUUCACAGUCAGAAAAUUCAAGCCAAAUAUCCUUUCACGAUCUGACGGAACCAUCCAAUUUAUUAUCACCCAAAUAUCAUCAGAUUUUGAGUAUGGAAGGAGAAAGCACCGUUCACCCAGGGGAGAAACUGUACACGUGUUGUGUGUGUGGACAAGACUUCAGUCAACCAUCUGACUUCACAAACCACAAAUGCAGUCACACUGGGAAGAAACCAUGGAAGUGUGGGGAUUGUGAUAAAGGGUUCAGGUCCCCGUCGGAACUGGAAAUUCACCAAUACAGUCACACGGGGAAGAGGCCAUUCACCUGCUCCAAGUGUGGGAAGGGAUUCACGCAGUCAUCAACCCUGAUGUCUCACCAUCGUGUUCACACUGAGGAGAGACCUUUUAAAUGUCCAGACUGUGGCAAGUGCUUUAAAAGUUCAAGCAAUCUGGUGUCCCAUCAACGUGUUCACACUGACGAGAGACCUUUUAAAUGCCCAGACUGCGAGAAGUGUUACAAAAGUUCCAGGGAACUGCUGUCCCAUCAACAUACUCACACUGACGAGAGACCGUUUAAAUGCCCAGACUGUGGGAAGAGCUAUAAAAGCUUUGGGGAACAGAUGCUCCAUCAGCGUGUUCACACUGGAGAGAGACCUUUCAAAUGUCCAGACUGUGGGAAGGGAUAUAGAAGUUCCAGCAAUCUAAUGUCCCAUCGACGUGUUCACACUGACGAGAGACCUUUCAAAUGCCCAGACUGUGGGAAGGGAUAUAAAGGUUCCAGUGAGCUGAUAUCCCAUCGGCAUGUUCACUCUGAUGAGAGACCUUUUAAAUGCACAAACUGUGGGAAGUGCUUUAAAAGUUCUGGGGCACUCAUGAACCAUCAACGUGUUCACACUGACAACAGACCUUUUAAAUGUCCAGAAUGUGGAAACUGCUUUAAACGUUCAGGGGAACUAGUACGCCAUCAACGUAUUCACACUGAGGAGAGACCUUUUAAGUGCCCAGACUGUGGAAAGUGCUAUAAAAGUUCAGGGGAACUAAUGUCUCACCAACGAGUUCACACUGAUGAGAGACCUUUCAAAUGUUCAAACUGUGGGAAAUGUUAUAAAAGUUCAGGGGAUCUGAUGUCCCACCAACGUGUUCACACUGACGAGAAACCUUUUAAAUGCUCAGCCUGUGGAAAGUGCUUUAAAAGUUCCAGUAAACUGAUUUCACAUCAACGCAUUCACACUGACGAGAAACCUUUCGGAUGUUCCCAAUGUGAGAGUAGGUUCAGGUCAUCAUCCGAGCUCACUGUCCACCAGCGAACCCACACAGGGGAGAGACCGUUCUCCUGCACAGAGUGUGGGAGGAGGUUCACCCAGUCAUUCAACCUGCUGACACACCAGCGAGUUCACACUGGGGAAAGGCCUUUCAGCUGCUCCAAGUGUGGGAAGAGAUUCACUCAGUCAUCCAUUUUAUUGAGACACCAGCGCGUUCACAGUGAAGAGAGCAGACCUUUUAAGUACAAGACUGUGGGAAGUGCGAUAAAAGUUCUGAAGCACUAAUAUCCCAGCAAAGUGUUCACAUUGCCAAGAGACCAUUCAAGUGCUCUCAUUGUGCGACUGAGUUUGGGAAAUCAUCUUAACUCAUACACCAGCUUAUUCAUGCCCUGGAGAAACCUGUUCACUUGCUGUGAGUGUGAGAAGGUAUGCAGUCAAAUCUUUUUUCACCUGCUGAGGCACCAGUGAGUUCAGCAGCGACCUUGGGAUUGGACUUUGCUGUUAAUCACAUCCAGGGCUGAACCAUGUUUAUUGAUCACUUUUUCUGCUGAUGUCAGUACAUUCCACUUCAAUUUUUGCUGUCAGAAUUCUGAAUAAAAAUCACAUUAAUCA
Molecule: messenger RNA, 2233 nt
Organism: Hemiscyllium ocellatum (epaulette shark)
Lineage: Eukaryota; Metazoa; Chordata; Chondrichthyes; Orectolobiformes; Hemiscylliidae
Product: zinc finger protein 665-like
Exons: 4
Coding region: 473-1906 (477 amino acids)
Source: RefSeq, a predicted model, not a curated record